Molecule: messenger RNA, 3616 nt
Organism: Cataglyphis hispanica
Lineage: Eukaryota; Metazoa; Arthropoda; Insecta; Hymenoptera; Formicidae
Exons: 4
Coding region: 271-3042 (923 amino acids)
Source: RefSeq, a predicted model, not a curated record
CACCGCUAUCCCGCGAGAGAACUACUAUCUCACCGGUCAUCGACGUGUUCUUACGCAUUCACACAUAAUGCCGUUUUCUCGCUAUCGCUGACCUUGAAAUUAAGAUGAGAAAGUGUUGGUAUAGUGAAUCUAAGUGAUCCAUAGUGAAGCUGCGUGGUGUACACGGUGCGCACUAAUUAUAGUUGCUGAAGACGCGCUUCUCACGUGGAGACACUCGCCACGUGGCCGUCUCUAAAGUGAUCUCUAUUAUAUUAUUGAGUGAAAGAGAAAAUGGGAAUCUGGAAAUCAAAACCAGUCAAACAACCUAACGUAUCCUGCAAACGAUUAGAUGAGAAUGAAGAUGUGGAAUUGCAACUAUUGAGGAGAACCAUCGUGAAGGAUCCUGACACUUUUAUUUUAAACAAUCUCAUGAUGUGUGUCCAGUUCUUUGAGAAUUACGAGGAAGAUAUAAUUCAAAUUAAAGAAACUCUGGCAUCGUCCUCUGAAGCUGAACUAAAUAAAAUACUGCCAUCUCAAAAGCAUGUUUUAUUACCGGAUAUUCUUCAAGAAUAUAUCGCGCACAAUAUUAUCUUUACUUCGAACAGGCAGACUGGCGAGCCUAUUGUCGAACCAUUGCAACCCAUUCGUAUUUAUAUUGUACACAACAAUAUCGAAAUUACAGAACAGCAAUAUCAACCAGAGUACAGUAGCCUGAACAAUGGGAUUACGUAUAAUAUGAUGGUGCAAUCGAGUAAAAAUUCAGGGUACGUACGAUUACAACUUCUCGAUGAAAUGCCAUAUUUGAGGAAUCUUAGGAAAAAGGAAGAUAUUGAUGAAACAUACAACGAAAGCGAUGACGAGAGCAUUUACAGUCGAAAACGAAACGAUCGUAAUUCAAACAUGUAUUCUCGUCAGAUAAAGAAAAAAAGUUUUCAGACCAUUAAGAGUAGAUCUUUAUCCAAUUUACAUAACGAUGAAACGAUAUAUGAAGAUCAAAAUAUAUCAAGAUCACUCUCGCGUGAAAACAUUUGUAAUAGAACUUCAUCCAAUCACAUGAAAACCGAUAUAUCUUCGGAAAAAACGUGGGCGAUAUGCGAGGAGCUCAGGAAAGAAAGUGAACAACGACCUAGCUCUUCGAAAUCAGUAAAAUUAAAAGUCUUUAAACCACCGAGCAGCGUGAGUUCCGGCUAUGGUAGCGACUCGAGUUAUCACACUGAGACUCGUAGUACAAAGAUUAGUCGUAACAUAAAACAUAAUCAGAUGAGCGCGUCAAGCAAGAUAUAUCCAAACGCGAUGAUCCCGCCGCAAUGCUUCGAGGAAGUCAGGAUCAAUAGCAGAGGCACUAUUUACAGUGCGAAAAGGAGGCCAUUACAAAAUAGCAAGCAGAUUCUCCUCAGAAUGGCCGAGAAACAGUCUGAUUGCGAGGCCUUCUACAUUAAUAGUAAAAUGUUUAUGAGCUAUUUUGUCGAGCUCUUUGUAAAUCAGCUGGCCGAGCCGCUAGGUUUCAAACAAAACGAUCAAAAUUACGUGGAAAAUUCAAUUAUCCAUUGUAAUAAAAUGAUAAAAUCGCACAGCCUCAAAUUGCAUAGGAUCGAAUCUUACGAAAUCACGCCGACAAUAUGGCUGCAAUGGCCGGAAUCCGCUAUGGAAUGGUUAGAUCGACCGAGAAGCACGUGGCCUAAUUAUAACGAUAUUAGCAAGGUGAAGGAUUUUGGUUGUUAUGUGAUACCCGAGAAUUCUCUAAACAAGAAUGAUCCUUUGAGACAUGAAAAUGUCAAAAAGGACAUACAUCAAGAAAUCGAAUGGCAGCUGACAUUUCCAGCCGCGGAACGUUAUCUAGAGACUUGCAUGACCCGCUCUCAAGUACAAGUGUACUUGAUCGCGAUGAUGCUUCAUAAAACAUACUUAAGGCCAGUCCAGGACACUAUGCAUGGUCUGACGAUUUCUCAUAUCAGGAACAAGCUGUUCUGGUUGAUCGAGGAAGACGAUCGGCCCUCGCAGUGGCCUGACCAUAGGAUCGGUGAGUGUCUAAACAAGUUACUGAUGAGUCUUUAUCGCUGCGUCAGCCAAGACGAGCCAACCAUGCCUGACUAUUUCAUCCGUGACAAAAACAUGCUUAGCAAAGUGUCGCGCGAGCAUCUGUUGCGCAGCCAGAAACAAUUGAAAAGAAUAACUGAGAAUCCUAUUAUGUACGUGUUCCACGCAAUGGAGAACAUCAAGCAUAGUAAUAAAUUCUUCCCACGAUUGGACUUUGCGAAGUUAUUCAAGAUACUGACAGUUCAACCGUGGUUGGCCGUAGUUAGCCCGACCAUAAACAUAUCGAGAACGACCGAGGAGUAUCAUAGGGAAGAGAUUUUCAAUAGAUCUGGUGGAUUAUGGGACACCGCUCGAAAGAAGGAACAGCAAAAUUAUAGUACGCGAGUUGUUACGAAUAAAACGCUCAUCACCACACGCAAGGCCACAGACUUUAUCGUCGACAUCUCGGAACGCUGUGCCAAGUUGGAAGAUUUGAGGCUGGCUGCUCUGUUGGAUUUCUUUGUUAGACAUUUUAUAAAAAUGGCCGAUUGUUGUCAUAAGUAUAGGUCUUAUCAACAGAAAGUGGUUUAUCUCGAUCAAGCCGAUCGACUCUCGAUUAUCCUAUCGGAUCUGACCAGAUACAAGGACGACGCUAAGGCUUAUCGCGACAAGAUCCACGCUUUAAGAAUAAAAGCGGCGACAAAUUCAACGAGAUUACCGAAUGAGCCGCCAGAGACACCCAAAAGAAAUGUAGAGCCUAUAUUCGUCGGUAAUUUGAAAGAUCGUUUCAGGCUGGAUGAGCAACCGCAAUCUAGCCAUGAAUAUAUAGAGGAAUACACAGAUAAAUUCACUUGUGAAGUACGAUUUAAAGAUGAGGAAAACGUGGAAAAAAAUAUACAAACUGCGAAUGCUACAACGAGCAAAGAAGGUUCUUAUACGUUGAGAAAGCCUGUAUCGAAGAAUCAAAGUGACGACGAGUCGACCUCAGAUACAAUUCAAAGAGUAGUCUCUCUAACAGACCAUUUAAGCGAAACAACAUAUAUAUGAUAUAUGUAUUUAUUAAAAUUAGGUCUUAUCUCUAUGAUCUACUGAAAGGACAAACGUUAGUAUUCAAUGUUUAAGGCGGGUCCCCUGAUUAAAAUAAUAUUCAUUAUUAUAUUUCGAGAGCGAUCGAUAAUCAAUUUAGUAAGUAAUCGAGGAAGACUGAGCGUAUAGCCUUGCAAACUGUUGAUAUUCGAUCAUUGUGUUAUGUGCAAGAGCGAACAGAGUGAUAACUAAUAAUUAAAAUAUAAUUUAUAAAAAUAUCUAAUUACUGCGACACAGUUAGGUUUGAGUCGCUUUUGUAAAAUAAUAUUGUUAUUAUAAUAUGGAAUAUAAUUUGUAAAGUAGAUUGUGUGUGUGUGGGUUACUAGAUUAGAUAUUUCAAACAAAUUUUUUAAUCAAAAAUAUUCUAAUUUAAAAAAAAAAAUCGUUUUAUAUCUCAUAAUACAUAAUCUUUCAUUUUUUCAAAGCACCAUUAUCAAUUUUUAUAUUUUUCAUUAUAGUUAAUCUCAUUAAUAUUUUAUGAUAAAUGUGCUUUAUUAAAAGAGUAAAUUUAUUAUAUCAUAUUUCACUAUUUUAU